Messenger RNA from Paramecium sonneborni, 986 nucleotides. The record is from the annotation of a GenBank genome assembly. Lineage: Eukaryota; Ciliophora; Oligohymenophorea; Peniculida; Parameciidae.
CAUUGAUAAUGGAAUCUAAGAGUAGUGGUACAAAGAGACUUAUAUCAGUUGGAUCUUUGUCUAAUUUUGAAAGAGCUGAGUUUAUAUCUUCUAAAACUGAUACUAAGUAAAGAUUAGGAGAGCUCUUCAUUUAUGAACCUACUAAACUAGAGAGUAAUUAUGCAUUCCAAUUAUUACUUAAGUGUUUGGUUUGCGAUAAUAAAUUGUGAGUACAAGAAUACCUAAAUUUGAUCAUCCUAAACCUAUGUUUGAAUUAGAUUAUUAACCACAAAAAACAUUAACACAUGUUGCAUCUUAAACUGAGUGUUAAAAAUGCAAUCAAAGCUUAAGUAGGAUUAUUCAACCUAAAUAAAAUAUGGAAUCUUUACAUUUAUCUGCUCCUUCAUUAUAACCUUAUGAAAAAUAAGAACCUAAAGUUAUUGUUCCAAAAUAAUUAUAAAGUCAUGUUGCAAGAUAAAAAAAAAAAGAUCUUCCACCUAUUUUAUAAUAUUCUUUCAUUUCACCUCCACCUGACUUUACAUAAUCUGCUAAAGCUGUAAGAGAAUAAAAAUCUCUUGGAAAAUUAUCUUAAGGUAGAAUAUCAAAGAAAUUUGAUAAUGAAUUAGUCAAAGUCAUUCAAUCUGAACUUAGUAAAUAGCUCCAUAAAAUUGAAGAUGAAAUCUAAGAUAAAGGAUAUAGUGUUCCUAUUAAAUAUGUAUAUAUCAAUAUUUAUUAUUAUUUUAGUAAAAUCUCAAAAGAACCAAAUAAAUGACUCUUAGCAAAAAAAUUAAAUUAGAAAAAUAAUCUCAAAUUUUAAAUGAAAAAAAAACUGAAUCUUAAUUCUAUCUUCAAAAGGAAAAAGAAAAAGAAAUCAGAUAAAUCAUAUUUUUUAAACAACCUGAGAAGAGUCAAUCUCAAAUUCGCCUCUAAAAAGAAGAAAACAGUAACAUCAUAUUUGGAUAUUCAAAUAGAUAAGAGGAAUAAGCAUGAUUAUUCAUAUUUACUCG